AUGCGUGCGAACGAUAUCCUGUCAAUGGUACUCGUAACCAAACUUCUUCUUAACAGAGACGCAUCCUCGACGCCGACAAACUACUUGCUCUCGAAUCCGCACUCGCUCAUCGAUGACGACAAGAACGACGAAAUACAAGCUUUGCGUGUUGGCGAUGAAAGCGAUAUCCAAGAAGAGAGAGGUCAGACUUUGACCUUUGACUCAGUGCUGAAGCAUAUUCCAUGGACAAAUGCCCACGAGGCUGCCAGAGCUGCCGAAGCUGCCAGAGUUGCCGAAGCUGCCAGAGUUGCCGAAGCUGCCAGAGUUGCCGAAGCUGCCAGAGUUGCCAGAGAUGCCGAAGCUGCCAGAGUUGCCGCAGCUGCCAGAGAUGCCGAAGCUGCCAGAGUUUCCGAAGCUGCCAGAGUCGCCGAAGGUGCCAGAGUCGCCGAAGCUGCUGAAAUUGCCGAAGCUGUCAGAGUCGCCAAAGCUACCAAAGAUGCUGAUCCCCUUCAUUUUGCGCUUGCACCCGAGCCUGACUAG
Molecule: messenger RNA, 519 nt
Organism: Peronospora farinosa
Lineage: Eukaryota; Oomycota; Peronosporomycetes; Peronosporales; Peronosporaceae
Source: the annotation of a GenBank genome assembly